CAAGGCCUCGAGCUGUUGUUAUGGUAGACGCAAUGGCGGAUCCGAGAAUAGCAGUGCUCGGUGCUGGUAUUGUAGGUGUGACAACAGCUCUACAACUCCAAAAAACGUUUCGGAAUAUCGAUGUGACCAUCGUUGCUGAUAAGUUCGAUGAAGACACCACCAGUUGGGUAGCCGCUGGUAUUUUCAGACCUGGGACGAGUUUCACGGGACCCAGUGAGGAAAUUACCAGAAAAUGGAUAAACGAUUCUUAUUUCUAUUGGAAAAAUAUUGAGGAGUCUGAAUAUGGGGCAGAAGCAGGAGUGACGUCUAUUUCAGGAUAUAUAUUCUCCAGUGAAAAUCCUGGAUUAGUGAGGAACCACUACAUCGAGAAUCUAGUGCCAACGUACCGCCAAGCAACAAGAGAAGAACUGAAACUUUGCCCAGGGCAGUGGAAAUACGGAUCUUUUUUUUCCACAUUGCUCACUCAAAGCUCUGUCCAUCUACCAUGGUCAAUGAAAAAAUUCCUGAGCAAUGGCGGCAAGGUUAUCCAGAGAAAAAUCAGCAGCUUAGCCGAGCUAAGCGAAAAUUUUGACAUAAUAGUCAACUGUACUGGCCUCGGAGCCAAAGGUCUUUGUAACGAUCAUAUUCUUGUUCCACUGAGAGGCCAGGUUAUCAAGAUUGAAGCUCCUUGGAUAAAAACCUUCUUCUAUGGUGACUACGAUACCUACGUCAUUCCUGGCUUUGAUGCAGUCACCCUCGGUGGUUGCAGACAAUACGAUUCAUAUAAUACAUCAGUAGAUGACUAUGACUACCUCUCCAUCAAAAACAGGUGUCUGUCGCUAGUCCCGAGUCUGAGGAGUGGUAGGAUCGUGGGAAAUCUGGUGGGAUUGAGACCUCACAGGCAACCAGUGAGGGUGGAAAAAGAGGUUCAUUUGAACCAAGGUGGUGAUAGGGUGAAGAUCGUACACAACUAUGGGCAUGGGGGCUAUGGGGUGACUACGGCACCCGGAACAGCAAUUUAUGCUUGUGAACUCGUUAGGGAAAUGUUGGUAGGGAAUAGUAAAAUAUAAUUGUCGAAGAAAAGAAGUAGAGAAAAAUUAGAGAAUAUUCA
Messenger RNA from Phaedon cochleariae (mustard beetle), 1090 nucleotides. NCBI's taxonomy places the organism in Eukaryota, Metazoa, Arthropoda, Insecta, Coleoptera, Chrysomelidae. The record is from the annotation of a GenBank genome assembly.